Messenger RNA from Thunnus maccoyii (southern bluefin tuna), 1855 nucleotides. RefSeq names its product KAT8 regulatory NSL complex subunit 2 (gene kansl2). The record is from RefSeq and is a predicted model, not a curated record. The transcript is spliced from 10 exons. Bases 111 to 1625 code for a protein of 504 amino acids. NCBI's taxonomy places the organism in Eukaryota, Metazoa, Chordata, Actinopteri, Scombriformes, Scombridae. Gene Ontology annotation, cellular component: NSL complex.
GCUCUGGUUGUUCCUGCGGUGGCCGUGGCAGUUAUCAGGGAAUGCAGGCAAACCGACGCAGUGUGCUUCGGGAGCUACGUUAAGUGAGGCAGCCGUGCGGAAGAUUUGCAAUGAACAGGAUACGCAUCCACGUCUUGCCGUCAAGUCGGAACCGGGUGACCCAGACUCCCCGUCCUCAAGAGCCUCAGGCCUGCUCCUUCACCCAGCGACCAUGCUCUCAGCCCCGCCUGGACGGCCUGGAGUUCUGCAUCAAACACAUUCUGGAGGACAAGAACGCCCCGUACAAGCAGUGCAGCUACGUCUCCUCCAAGAACGGCAAACGCUGCCCCAACGCUGCACCAAAGGUGGAGAGGAAAGAUGGAGUGACGUUCUGUGCAGAGCAUGCUCGCAGGAACGCCAUGGCUCUCCGCGCUCAGAUGAGAAAAGCAUCUUCUGGUCCAACCCCGGAGUCGCUGUUGUCUCAGCUUAGCGGAUACAACCGUGGAGAGACGCACAGCAUCGAAGGAGGCCGCUCCGAAGCAAGUCGUAUUCUAGAUGAGGACAGUCUGAGUGAGGAAGAGCAGGGACCCUUGGUGUUAGAUCAGACAUGGAGAGGAGACCCUGACAGCGAGGCCGACAGUGUUGACAGUGAUCACGAGGAUCCUCUGAAACAUGCAGGAGUGUACACAGCAGAAGAGGUGGCGCUCAUCACUCGAGAGAAACUCAUCAGGCUCCAGUCUCUCUACAUCGACCAGUUCAAACGCCUGCAGCACCUGCUUAAGGAGAAAAAGCGCCGAUACCUGCACAACCGCAAAGUGGAGCACGAAACUCUAGGCAGCAGUCUGCUGACGGGGCCUGAAGGACUGUCCAUGAAGGAGAGAGAGAACCUGAAGAAGCUCAAAGCUCUGCGUCGAUACCGUCGUCGGUACGGCGUGGAAGCCCUGCUGCAUCGGCAGCUGAGAGAGAGGAGGCAGGCUGUGACAGAAGGAGCUCCUCAGCCGCACACAAGAACGGUGUACGAGAAAUGCAUCUCCUUUGUGGAAGGAACCCGGUGUACCAAUCCCUGCCUGCCCAUGACCCGGCACUGUGUCUCACACAUCUUCCAAGACAGCAAUCAGGUUCUUUUCAAAAUGUGUCCCGGCUUGAAAGACGUCCCGUGCGACCGCACCGUGCACAUGGGUCAGUCUGAGGAUCCUCGCUGCCCGCUUCACCUCACCCUGCCUCCCCCCAUGUACCAGCCAGAGCAAGAAGCUCCACCGCAGGAGCAGUUCACCCCCGCCAGCAAAGACAUGUACCUGAGUGCCGCAGAGCUUCAGCCCACAGAGAGCCUUCCUCUAGAGUUCAGCGAUGACCUGGAUGUGGAAGGAGACGGUAUGCAGGGUCCUCCGUCCCCCCUGCAGUUUGACACGGCCUUGGCUCUGGAGGACCAGACCAUUAGAGCCAUCGCCGAGGCCCCGAUGGACAUCCUGACUGGAGAAGACCCAGACCCGGUGGACCUGGACGCCUCAGGACAGGAGCUUUCUGAAAGGGACGUGGACGCCAUCAUGGAUGACCAGGUGGUGUCGGAGGUUGUCGGAGGUGAAGGGGACGCCACAGACGGUUCGCUCCAAGACGUCGACGCUGCUACUGUUGACGCUCCCAGAUGAACAAAUCUUGAACUCAAAGACUGAUGCUUGAUCCGGGGCUGCGACUGACGAUUAUUUUUCCUGAUUAAUCGAUUAGUUGUUUGUUCUAUAAAACAUCAGAAAAUAGUGGGUAAAAAAAACAUCAAUCACUGUUUCCCGAAGCCCAAAGGUGACGUCCUCAAAUGUCUUGUUUUGUCCUGACAACAGUCAACAACCCAAAGAUCUUCACUUAACUGUCAUAAAAUACUAAA